AUGGUUCGCUCCAGCCAGGUUGUGCGUGUGUCCGACUCGCUGCCACUCGCACAGAGUGUGGACGAGGACCAGAGCUCUGAACUCACCCAAUGCAAGCAGCAGGCCAAGAUCAUUUUCCGGAAGAUCACGCCGCAGUCCGAGACCCGCUGCAGUAUCGAUACCGGGGCCUUGUCGAUGCACUACCUCAUCCAGCCACCACCGAGUGAUCCUGCAUCGGUGGUGUACCUGACAAUCACCGACCGGUCGUAUCCUCGCAAGCUCGCGUUCUCGUACCUGGAUGAGCUGGCGCGUGAGUUUGGCCUGAGCUACGGGCGCCAGGUCGCGCAGCCGACCUUGCGGCCCUAUGCGUUUGUGGCCUUCGACACGUUCAUGCAGCGCACAAAGCGCCUCUAUGCAGAUUCACGCACGGCCGAGACGGCCGCAGGCUCGCACCUGGAUCGGCUCAACGAGGACUUGCAGGACGUGCAGAAGAUUAUGACGAAGAAUAUGGAGGAUUUGCUAUGGCGAGGCGACAGUUUGGACCGUGCGUAG
Malassezia sympodialis ATCC 42132 is the source of this 531-nucleotide messenger RNA. It is a transcript of the gene SEC22, whose product is annotated as SNAP receptor SEC22. Gene Ontology annotation, biological process: endoplasmic reticulum to Golgi vesicle-mediated transport; retrograde vesicle-mediated transport, Golgi to endoplasmic reticulum. Lineage: Eukaryota; Fungi; Basidiomycota; Malasseziomycetes; Malasseziales; Malasseziaceae. The record is from RefSeq and is a predicted model, not a curated record. Gene Ontology annotation, molecular function: SNAP receptor activity.